This is a messenger RNA of Hansenula anomala, 867 nucleotides long. RefSeq lists its product as uncharacterized. Lineage: Eukaryota; Fungi; Ascomycota; Saccharomycetes; Phaffomycetales; Wickerhamomycetaceae. The record is from RefSeq and is a predicted model, not a curated record. The transcript has a single exon. Gene Ontology annotation, biological process: protein phosphorylation. Gene Ontology annotation, molecular function: ATP binding; protein kinase activity. The annotation marks the transcript as partial.
AUGUCAAACGUUAGCCAGAUCUACAAAAGAACUGAAGUCAUAGGUCGUGGUAAAUUUGGUAUCGUCUAUAAAGGGAUCCAUAGAGCCACAAGACACGUCUAUGCAAUCAAGGUCCUUAAUCUUGACACUUCAGAAGAUGAAGUUAAAGAUGUUCAACAAGAAAUCCAAUUUUUAUCAAAUUUGAAACAAAUACCCAAUAUAACCCACUAUCACGGCUCUUACCUUAAUGGCACGAAAUUAUGGAUCAUUAUGGACUAUUGUGCUGGUGGGUCAUUAAGAACUUUGCUAAAACCAGGUAGAAUAGAGGAAACUUAUCUUGGUGUUAUAGUUAGAGAAGUGCUAAUUGCAUUACAAUACAUCCAUAAGCAAAAUGUUAUACAUAGAGAUAUAAAAGCUGCCAACGUCUUGAUAACAAAUGAAGGUAAAGUUCAACUCUGUGAUUUUGGUGUUGCCGCUCAGUUAACUUCAACAAGUUUAAGAAGAAAUACCAUGGCUGGUACUCCUUAUUGGAUGGCCCCGGAAGUUAUCAUGGAAGGUACCUCCUAUGAUGUUAAAGCUGAUAUUUGGUCUUUAGGUAUUACCAUCUAUGAGAUUGCCACUGGUAACCCACCAUAUUGUGAUAAAGAGGCAAUUAGAGCAAUGCAAUUGAUUACCAAAUCUAAACCACCAAGAUUAGAUGGUAAACAAUAUUCUUCACUAUUAAAGGAAAUUAUUGCCCUUUGUCUAGAUGAAAAUCCAGAGGAAAGAAUGAGUGCAGAAGAUUUAUUAAAAUCGAAAUUCAUCAAGUUUCAUAAAAAUUCAUCAACAAGUAUUUUGAAAGAAUUGAUUUCAAGAUAUUUAUUAUGGAGAGAAAAAAAAUCCUCAAGA